Messenger RNA from Fonsecaea monophora, 399 nucleotides. RefSeq lists its product as hypothetical. The coding region runs from base 1 to 399 and encodes 132 amino acids. The record is from RefSeq and is a predicted model, not a curated record. The transcript has 2 exons. NCBI's taxonomy places the organism in Eukaryota, Fungi, Ascomycota, Eurotiomycetes, Chaetothyriales, Herpotrichiellaceae. Gene Ontology annotation, molecular function: flavin adenine dinucleotide binding.
AUGGCGACAAUUACGCACGCCCCGUUGGCCCCGUUGACCACGAAGGAUACGAAAGGCACGACUGAGUUUCCCAUCCGAUACACCAACCCUGAGUGGCAAAAUACACAUCGAACACUACUCUCUGGUGGAUUGACGAAGGAUCUCGAGUCCAUCCUACCUCCCGGUCUUGACCAGGAAGACUUUGACAAAGCCAUCGGCGAAUAUGUCGAGGUCUUGGGCAAGGAUGGUGUUUUCGUCGGUAAAGCCCUUGAGGAUUUUAUCGACCCUUACGAGCUCUACGGCGGGCCAGCGCCCAAAAUGAAUAGCUCUGUUGCCCUGGAUUUGCACAGGAUGAACAAGAUCAUCGAUGUCAGCGAGCAAUACGCCUACGCCGUCGUCGAGCCGGGCGUCACUUUCUAA